Molecule: messenger RNA, 5060 nt
Organism: Malurus melanocephalus (red-backed fairy wren)
Lineage: Eukaryota; Metazoa; Chordata; Aves; Passeriformes; Maluridae
Gene: MAPK8
Product: mitogen-activated protein kinase 8
Exons: 13
Coding region: 267-1550 (427 amino acids)
Biological process (GO): protein phosphorylation; JNK cascade
Cellular component (GO): nucleus; cytoplasm
Molecular function (GO): ATP binding; JUN kinase activity
Source: RefSeq, a predicted model, not a curated record
CCGCAGCCGCAGCCACGGCGGGCGGAGCGCGGUGCGUGUGCGCGGCCCGGCCCCGGCUCAUUACUCAGCGGCCGAGGCCGGAGGCGGCGGUGGGUGAGCGGCAGGCCCUAAACCAAAAGUCUUGAUGAUUUCUUCUGUGACCAGCUGCUUUAAUUGUAGAGGAGAUAGAAGACUGAGUAGCUCCAAGUGCCAGAGGUGAAUCAAUUACCUGACUGCUUUAGGCCAGAAGCAAAAUUUGGAUGAAGUGAACGAACCAGGUUGCCGUCAUGAGCAGGAGCAAGCGUGACAACAAUUUCUACAGUGUUGAGAUCGGAGACUCGACUUUCACUGUACUGAAACGGUAUCAGAAUUUGAAACCAAUAGGAUCAGGAGCACAAGGGAUAGUAUGUGCAGCUUAUGAUGCCAUCCUUGAGMGGAAUGUUGCAAUCAAGAAGUUAAGCCGACCGUUUCAGAACCAAACCCACGCUAAAAGAGCCUACAGAGAGCUUGUUCUUAUGAAGUGCGUUAAUCACAAAAAUAUAAUCGGCCUACUGAAUGUGUUCACACCACAAAAAUCCCUGGAAGAAUUUCAAGAUGUCUACAUAGUGAUGGAGCUCAUGGAUGCAAAUCUCUGCCAAGUGAUCCAGAUGGAGCUAGACCAUGAACGAAUGUCCUAUCUUCUUUAUCAAAUGCUGUGUGGUAUCAAACAUCUUCAUUCAGCUGGAAUUAUUCAUAGGGAUUUAAAGCCCAGUAAUAUAGUAGUAAAGUCAGACUGCACUUUGAAGAUUCUUGACUUUGGACUGGCCAGAACUGCAGGAACUAGUUUUAUGAUGACGCCUUAUGUAGUGACUCGUUACUACAGAGCACCAGAGGUCAUCCUAGGGAUGGGAUACAAAGAAAACGUUGACAUUUGGUCAGUUGGGUGCAUCAUGGGAGAAAUGAUCAAAGGUGGUGUUUUAUUUCCUGGUACAGAUCAUAUUGAUCAGUGGAAUAAAGUUAUAGAGCAGCUAGGAACACCAUGUCCCGAAUUUAUGAAGAAAUUACAGCCUACAGUCCGAACUUACGUGGAGAACAGACCUAAAUAUGCUGGAUAUAGUUUUGAAAAACUCUUUCCAGAUGUCCUUUUCCCAGCUGACUCUGAACACAAUAAACUUAAAGCAAGUCAAGCAAGAGAUUUGUUAUCAAAAAUGCUGGUUAUAGAUGCUUCUAAAAGAAUCUCUGUKGAUGAAGCCCUGCAGCACCCAUACAUCAAUGUUUGGUAUGAUCCAUCAGAAGCAGAAGCUCCUCCACCAAAGAUACCAGAUAAGCAGUUGGAUGAGAGGGAGCACACGAUAGAAGAAUGGAAAGAGUUGAUAUACAAGGAAGUCAUGGACCUGGAGGAGAGAACCAAGAAUGGGGUUAUACGCGGCCAACCAGCCCCUUUAGGUGCAGCAAUGAUCAAUGGCUCACAACAUCCAUCUUCAUCGUCAUCUGUCAACGAUGUAUCUUCAAUGUCAACAGAUCCAACAUUGGCCUCUGAUACAGACAGCAGUCUAGAAACCUCAGCUGGACCUCUGGGUUGCUGUAGAUGACUACUUGGUCUUUUGGGGGGUGGGAGGGGGGUCCUUUUAGUCAUUAAUAGGGCACUUUUAAAAUUUGGUGGUAUUUUUGAGUGUUUUUUCAAAAAUAAUCAUGGAAUUCAUCAUAAAGUGCUGUAAUUUCAAACUGUAAGUUGUGUUAUAAGCAGCCACUUUUUUGCUGUAACUAACUGUAAAAUAUUAAACCUGAUAAUUUUUAUUGUGGUUUUAAAAUCUGCAUAUUUGCUUUACUAUUAUGCUGCUGAUCUUUUUUUACUGAAUUUGUAAGAUUUGUUUUAUCAAAGCACAUAUUAAUGUUGUGGUCAUUACCAUAUGAUGAAUUAUUUAAGAUUUUAUAGGUUUUCAAUUUUUUAAUUAGAAUUUAUUCCGGAUGUUUUGUUCAUGAUAAUCCUUCAAAGUUUUAUGCUUGGUCAUACAUCUGUGUCCAAGUGGAGGGGGAGAGAGUUCCGUGCAGCCAGCUGUAGUUUCAGGCAUACUACUGUGGUGCUGGGUAGCAAACAAAAUCCUCUUUUAUCUUGGCCACUUGCCUAUAAUACUUCAGCAAAAGCAACAAUUAGUUUUUUUAGGGAAACAGAAAAAAUCCUUUGCAAACUGACGUCAAUUGAAUGGGUUUAUGAACUUAAGAAAGCAAAGCAUAUCUUCAAAGCUGCAGAAAUAYCCAGCCUAGCAAACUAAUGUGAUGUUUUCUGCAGAGUUAUGGCAUGCCAAAUCUUGUGAUCACCAUAAAACAUGAGGAUACUUCAUGAAUAAUACAUUGCAAUGCCAAUAAACUGUUUACUUCUAGCUUGUAGCCUGGUUUUGUACACACAAAAUGAAGUGUAUCCAGGAUGUUUAGACUGACAAGAGGGAAAAUGAAUAUGCUGUAGCUAUACUUUCAUGUAASACGUGAUUCUUGGGAGUUUUGGUUCUUACUAGUUUUGUCUACUAGGGCAAGUGCUUUUUGGGUCAGAGGGAAUGACAUGAAUGCAAUAGGGGCAAAACUUCGGCUACUCUUUCUCCACCAAAAAUAACUGAUAGCUAAAAACCUUAAAGUGGUAGGAGAACCUCAGGAUUUCUGUAGCUAAUGCAUUAAGUGAGCAAUAUACGCCAUCCAAAGGAGGGAGUAGUAGUGCUGUAUAAAUUAAUAUUUAUCUCUUGUAUUUCACCAUGAGAUCAGUGUAGCAGAAAUCUUAGCAGUGGUUCAUUUUAAGUCAUAAAUACUCAGUUUUCAUCACCGAAGCUCCAGGUUUCAAUACACUUUUUAAACAAAAGAUAUAUUGAGAUAUAUAGAACAGUUACUAAAUAGUCAUGUAAGAUGGUGCUGCUCCUCACAGAAGUAUUUUAACUGUUUACAUUUUAUAUUUACAGAAURAUUUGUGUGUAACUGACUUAAGUUUAUGUAUGAGUUAAACAGUCAUUCAGAAUUUAUUUCUUUGGGAAAUGCAGAUUUUUAGUGAAGCUAGGCUGCAUAAUUGAUUGCCUUGUGUAGAUGCAUAUUUUGUGUAGUGAAUUAGAAUGUGAAGAGGAAUUUAAAUUAGUAAAGCUCACAAAAAUGGGCAUAAAGAUACAGAAGUCUUGCCAGGUGCUGAGCAUAAGCAAGUAAUGUUACUGGCUACAGAGGUCAUCCAGGAGUGACUGGUGGUCUUCAGUGUGGUUCCUUCUGCCUGUUCGGUUAAAUAAGCAUAUUUUUGAAGUUUUAACAGUAAGAGGAAAAUUUGUCUUUGCAGUAAGUUUCAGAAAAAUAGAAGUGAUAGUAAUGCUUUCAGUAUCUAACAUGUCUUUUUAAAAAACAUGCAACGUUGCAAGGAAUGGUAAUGUCUCAAAGAUAACUAAAUUGAUAAAUUUUGAUAAGUUUUCCUGGCCUGGCUAGACUGCGGGUAAGUGCUGUGUCCGUUUAAUUUUGCUUUCCUCACUUGUAUCUAAUAUUUCAAUAUUGCCUUCCUAAGCCACAUUUGUUAAGGCAAUUAUUUUUACAGAAACCUGCCAAAUUGUAUAUUACCUCAGAAUAGGCGGGGUAAGUUUGGAUUCAUCUAGCACUGGAAUGUAGAAAAUCUGCUCAAGUUGAACAGAGACCAACAGAACAAUCUAUUUUGUAAUUUUUUUAUCAAAUUUGAAGCUGUGAAUUAAGCCAACAUUUUUGGUCAAACAACGUACUCCAUUGUUAUAAAGGGUCAAAUGAUAGUGUGGUCAGCACAGUGUAAUGAAGUUAAGACUGACAAAAGUAACUUCUGAUGCCUCUAAGGGYUGUUAUAAACAAAUUGGUAAAUAUAGUUUCUAUUUAUUUUCGACCCCACUGGAUUGCAGUGAGGAUUGAAAUACUUUGAAACUUAAAAAUAUUUCUUCUAUCACUUUGCAGUGUUUUAAAUUUGUAGUAAUGAACUAAGCUCAUAAGGUUGAAGGAGAAUUGAGCCUUUCUUUUUUCAAGGAAGGGUUAGUGAAUGUGUGGAACUGCCCACUGCAGCCUAUUGCAGUGUGAGUAAGCUGCGCUUAAAGGGUCAGAGCUUUGCCUGUGGAAACCAGGAGCUCACUUUUGGCAUCAUAUUCACAGGAGUGUUGCUUUUUCUUUUUGGUCUUUUUUUCUUCAGUUGCUUGCAUUGUAGGCAAAUUAAAGUGAUGGCAAAUUUCAAAGACAAGAAAAUCACAUUCAGUAAUCAAAUUAUUACAACAGCAUCCUAGUCUUAACUUCCCUUUUUAUUUGUUGAAAUGUAAACUUUUUUCAGAUAGGUGUACACUGCCACAGAAAGCAUACAAAUGGGGAACUGGAGUUCAGCUGUCUUUGUCUGUUGUUAGAUUAUAGGCUAUCCAGUACACUGUACAAUUUUGAAGUAUUGUUAAGCUUUAUUUUAGACUAUGAUUCGAAAUCUCAUUACAACAGGCUUCACUGAAGUGCAUGCAACUUUCUAGGGCUGUUCCAAUCCCCUGGGAGYUGGUAUGGAUUGAACUACUAUGAGCUGGCUGAUCUCUUACCUCAGCUGAGGUUCAAAGUUGGGCAGUAAUAGUGAGAUUGAUUUCCACCUUCUCUGGGCAGAGCUGUGGCAAGCAGCAAGGAUAAAGCAGCUCUUUCCUUUUAUAGUAGGUUCUUCAAGAAUUUGUAAUAGYGAUGGGGCAGGGGGUGAAUUAGUACCCUUAGGGUGUACUGGAAUGGUGUGCUGUGAAGUCUUUGGUUGGUGCACGACAGUGGGUCAGAGCUGCUGCAUUGGUGUGUUCCUGUGUGAGCAGCUGUGCUGCCUCAGCUCAGUCCCCUGGAGGAACACACAGCCCUGGGACACUGCUCAGCUGAGCAGACAUGGCACUUUGCCCUACCCAAGCUUGGCCUUUUAGCUUUGAAGAGCUUUUACUAUGUGAGGUGCAGCAGCACCUUUCUGGGCAGGAGUUGCAGCUCAAUGCAGCAUCAGCACCAGUGGUGUGGUGGGGGUGUCCCAUGUCCCCAGCAUGGGCUGUGGCUGUAGGGCCCUGCUGCCUGGCAUUGCUGGGGCCAACACUGAGCCCCUGGGCAGGGGUACUGCAGGGAGGGAGGGAGGGAGG